Messenger RNA from Vigna unguiculata (cowpea), 963 nucleotides. Its product is annotated as histidine-containing phosphotransfer protein 1-like. Gene Ontology annotation, cellular component: nucleus; cytoplasm. The record is from RefSeq and is a predicted model, not a curated record. Gene Ontology annotation, molecular function: protein histidine kinase binding; histidine phosphotransfer kinase activity. Gene Ontology annotation, biological process: cytokinin-activated signaling pathway; phosphorelay signal transduction system; phosphorylation. Lineage: Eukaryota; Viridiplantae; Streptophyta; Magnoliopsida; Fabales; Fabaceae.
UGGAGAAGAGAGUAAUGUGGAAGGAAACGUUAGGAAGAAAUGAAUGAAUGGUAUAAAUAAGAGAGAGAGGGAAAGUGGGGUCCCAAAUGGUGCAGAGAGAGAGAGAGCAAAGAAAGCAUAACUGAAGAGAAAAGAGAAGAGAAAAGAGAAGAGAAGAGAAAAGAAAAGAGAGAAUAAAAACCCUUUCUCCCGGGGCCAUCCAGAGAGUAUUAGAGCAGACACAACACCCAAACCUUAAAAUAUUUUGCCUUCUCUCUCUCUCUCUGUUUCUGUCUCUCUCAUUCAAGACAACAGAGAGGAGCACACCCAAUAAACCAUGGACGUGGGUCAGAUGCAGAGACAGUGGAUCGACUACACCAAAUCCCUUUUCCUCGAGGGGUUCUUGGAUGGUCAGUUUCUGCAACUUCAGCAGCUUCAAGAUGAGAACAACCCUGACUUUGUCGUCGAAGUCGUCUCUCUCUUCUUCGAAGAUUCUGAAAGGCUUCUCAAAGAUCUCACCUUUGCGCUAGAUCAGAAUGGCGUUGACUUCAAAAAGGUUGAUGCUCAUGUUCACCAGUUAAAGGGUAGCAGUUCAAGCAUAGGUGCACAAAGGGUGAAAAAUGCCUGCAUUGCUUUCCGCAACUUCUGUGAGGAGCAGAACACUGAUGCGUGCCUCAGAUGUCUGCAACAAGUGAAGCAAGAGUACUGCCUUGUCAAGAAUAAGCUUGAAACACUGUUCAGGCUUGAGCAACAGAUCGUGGCAGCUGGUGGGUCAAUCCCUACGGAACUGAGUUUCAGUGGGUGACUGGGUGGUUUUGUAGAGAUGUUUGUGUUAUGAUUCUCAUCUUUGUUAAAAGAUUAUCCUUUAUCUUAUGUCCAUGGUGAAUGUAUGGUUUUUGUGAAGAUAUAAGAUUCCAUCCAAUGUACCUUUUUCUUCACCAAAAAGCUCUUCAUAAUUUAUAAUCUCUUGCAUGCUUUAAUGAA